UUUCAGCUUCACAUGUGAGCUGCAGAUCACACACACUCCUCCUGCUCACAUUUACUCCUGGAACCAGCCCACAAUUAAAGAUCUGAAGCACAAUGACAUCUCAGGUCUCAAAGACUGUCCUGCGACUGGAGGCUGAAGACGUCCGGGCACUGAAAGAUGGAAUUAAUUUUAAGAAAAACCAAGAGGAUGGCAAAUGUUACAUCAUUUACAAAGGCAAAGACAAAAUACGAGCGUGUGUGAACCAGUGCAAACACCAGGGAGGACUCUUCAUUAAAGACAUAGAAGACAUUGACGGCAGAACAGUGCGCUGCACCAAACACUACUGGAAACUGAACGUGGCCACUAUGGAGUACGUCAACCCUCCAGACAGCUUCAUGCAAGAUGAACUCGAGGCAGUGCUGUCAGACACUGACGGUAGUUUAGAGCUGGUGGAGUUGAAUCCUCCAGACCCCUGGACCGCAGAACCCAGAGAAGCACAAGAGCUGCAUGCUGGAGAGAUUACGCUGACGUACAUCACACAUGCAUGUGUGGAGCUGAAAGCGGGGAACAAGCGGAUGAUGUUCGACCCGUGGCUCACAGGACCAGCGUUUGCGAGGGGCUGGUGGCUCCUUCACGAACCUCCGUCUGAUGCCAUGGACAGACUCAGUCAGGCCGAUCUCAUUUACAUCAGCCACAUGCAUUCAGAUCACCUGAGCUACCCAACUUUGCAACGUCUUUCCAAGAAGCAUCCAGAUAUUCCCAUUUACGUUGGAGACACUUCACGGCCGGUGUUUUGGUAUCUGGAGAAAAGUGGAGUGAAUUUAACAAACAUCAACGUGGUGCCGUUCGGCGUGUGGCAGAAUGUGGAUGAACACCUGCGAUUCAUGAUUCUGAUGGACGGAGUUCAUCCUGAGAUGGACACCUGCUUGAUCGUGGAGUAUAAAGGUCACAUGAUCCUGAAUACGGUGGACUGCACCAGACCAAACAAUGGACGUCUUCCUCACGGUGUUGAUGUGAUGAUGAGCGACUUCGCCGGCGGCGCCUCUGGCUUCCCCAUGACCUUCCACGGCGGCAAAUACACCGAAAGCUGGAAGGCAGAUUUCAUCAAGAACGAGAGGAAGAAGUUGUUAAACUAUAAGACACAGAUGGUGAAAUCACUGCAGCCCAAGAUCUACUGCCCUUUUGCCGGAUACUUCACUGAAGCGCAUCCCUCUGACAGGUACAUAAAGGAGACGAACAGCAAGAACAGCGCAGCAGAUCUGAAUGAGUCGAUAAGGAAGAGCUGUCCGAACAUCCUAACCUGGACUCCUGUACCCGGAUCAGUCCUGGAUUUGGCCCUGGCACUAAAUGACCCAUCCAACAGGAGCGUCAUCACUGAGCCGCCCGGCAGCACACAGAUCUAUAAGGGCAGUUGGGACUUUGACUUGUAUUUGGAUGAACUGAAUGCUUCUGUUUCAGCUGAAAUCUUUAAAUACAAAAGCUGGAUCCAGUACUAUUAUAACUGGGCAGGAUUUAAAGACUACAAUCUGGUCAUUCGGGUCAUUGAGACGGAUGAUGAUUUCAAGCCUCUGAAAGGAGGUUAUGACUAUCUGGUGGACUUUCUGGAUCUUUCUUUCCCAGCCGCGCGUCCAGAGAGAGAUCACGCGUAUGAGGAGAUCCAGAACCGAGUUAAUGUGAUGAGACACGUGGUUCUGAACGGCCGGCUGUGGGACGACCUGUACAUCGGCUUCAAUAACAGAAUGAGUCGAGAUCCUGAUGUUUACCACCACAAGUUCUGGAAUCAUUUUCAGACAGAACUGCCUCUAUCAGCACCAGACUGGGAUAAUUUCCUUCAGAUUGCCUGUGAAAUGGAUGUGGCCAAACGAGAGCAGUCACAGCACUAUUUGUUUGGUUUUGAGGGUCUGAGGGGUUUGAUUCUGAUGCUGCUGCACUUCAGCUUAAUAACUCCGGUGCGGUUCCUUCAUCGGGUCAGACUGUGGUUCGGCCGCCGGCGGGAGACAUGAUGCUCACGGAUCCGUCAGAGAGGUCGCUCCUAGAAAAUGUCAACUGCAUGGUAAGUCUUGUUUUUUAACAUUUGCUAACUACCAAAUCAGUGAACAUAAUUAUUUAAAUAAUGAGACACAACGAGAUGUAUAUAAGUUGUUGUAAAGCACCACAGCUUGUAAGUGUAACGGGAUUAGGUGAUUGACAGCAGUAGUUGCCUAUCAGCAAGUAGUACCUUCUAUUUAAAGACCUAUUGGCUGUUACCUGGGAUGAGUCACGUCCGUUUUCCCCCUUUGUUUGCCUGUGUUGAUGGUGGCUGUAGGUAAGCGUGCUAUGUUUUAAGUAAAGAAUAAUUGACGACGGGCCGUUCGCGGAGUGGCCGUUACACCUAGGGUGUGCAUUAUUUUUCUAAUAAUCCAACGGACCGAAGUCAAUUAUUCCGCUUAUACUACGGUUGCCACACCUCAAGACAUCGAUCAGAUUAUAUAUUUCAAGGCAUUCCUCCGGUAUUUACUUAAAUCGCUAUUGUGAGUAGGAUUAUUUCUUCCGCAUCUCAUCCAACGCCUCCGUUACUCAUUCCAAACCCACUGCGCCAUGUGACGUCGGAGUGACGUCUUUUCCAUGUUAUUUUUGGACGUCCAAUUUAGGUCCACUGAAGGGGUUGUUUUGUAACGCCAGGCGGCGUCUUUUUCGGCGUCUACAGCACGUCAUAUAUUGACGUCCGUGGGACUUCCGUGUAAGGGCUAUUUAUAGUCCAAAUGUGGUCAUUUGUGGACGUCUUUUCAACGUCAAAUUUAGACUUAUUUUAUAUAUCAUUUUUACUUAACUUCUAUAACUGUAGUCCUGUGUUUUGUUUGGCUCAGCAGCUAGAUUCAACAGGAAAAUGUAAAAAAAAAAAAAAAAAAAAAACAUGGCCUAUUUGGCAUACACAUAAUAAAUCGUGACUGUUUAUUAAAAAAAAUCUGUAUUCAUAUGUAUCAAUCAUGUUGAUAACAACAAUGUUGAUAUUUGUAAAUAAAAAAAAUAUUACAUACAAUCAUGUAAAUUUCCUGCACCUAGACGUCCAAAUGAUGUCCAAAAAAAUACCCAGUUCAAAGGUCAAAUGUCGAACGUCAAUCUGACGUCCAAUUUGGGUCAUGGUUAGACGUCCAAAUAGAGGACCUAGUUUGGACGUCGGAAUAGAUGUCCAGAAUUGGUCAUGGACCGACGGACCCAAUAUAGACAUGAUCUGCACGUCUAUCCGACGUCCAAUGUUUAGUGGGUUAGUGUGUGUGCAAACUGUAACUGUUAUGUAUGUGCGGUCUGUGAGGAAGAGAGAGCGGGAGAUGUGACAUGAUCUAUUGUUUUUAUCAUAUUGUUUACUAUAUUUAUUUGUUUGGCCAGUGUCAUUGUGGGUUUUGGUUAUUUUGCUGUUGUAAGACCUUUGAAAUAACAGAAAUCAUUUGGCGAAGUGAUACGGUCAUGUAAUGCGGUCAAGAGCUGCCUGGAACUACGUUCGCCGUGCGUUUCCCUGAAAAUAAUUGCACACCUUAGAACGUUCGGCAGCCAAUCAGAUUCAAGCAUUCAACAGCCCCGUAGUAUAAUAGGUGGUAAUUUAGAAAUUAUUAGGGUGUGCAUAACCUGAAAUUGUUUUGUUGAUCAUAGUGCAGCUUGGUCUUCUGGUGCUAGUGCCCUUUUCACGCUGCUUGGUGUUUGCCUCUCGGGUAUGUGUAUGUUUAUGUUUGGGAGCUUGUUGUAUAGGGCAGUAUGGUGGUGUGGGCUUAACAUUUCUUUUCGCACGCUAAAGUGGGCAUGGUUUCCUAUGUCCCAUUGUGCUGCUGGUGGGCAUGACUGUGACAGAUCUGUGCCUAUAAAGCGUUCUAUCUGGUGUGUUAUCCUGAUGGUAAGUGUUUAAAUUAUAAUUGGGAGUGGGGAUAAUAUUAUGAUUGGUAACGUCGUCUUUUGUGUUCGUUGUAGGAUUUUCCCUCUCGUUCUAUGCCGUGACAGACGCGAUCAUCGUUAUUAAUUAAAGGGGACUGCUAGUCUGAUUCUUAUCGUGCCGUUUUAGUGCCCUGCUAAACAUCUCUGGCUUGUUGGGGAGGUCUGAUCAGCUCUUUUUGUUUGUAUAAGAGAAAAGUUGGCCUCUUCUUUUGACUUAAACCAUUUAAUCUUUGGUUUUAUUUUAUUUUAUUCUGUGGAAGUACAGUUUAUUUGGCUUGGUUGAUUUGAUUUUUUUUUUUUUUUUAAACUAAUUAAGUGGUUAUAGCUCUUGAUGUAUGUGAUCAAUCAUUUAUUAAUGCAACUCUACUUGUGUGUGAUCAUCUAUUGAGUUCAAGUGGUUUUGUAAUAAUCUCAGGUGACCAACUAUUUGAUCCUUCUAAGGUUAUAUUGCUUUCUCUCUUUACUUCUGCUUAUUACUGUGUUAUGAACCCACUGUGGGUCAUAUUGGUUGGUUGUUGGUUUUUCCUUUGUUUGUUUUGCAGGAUGGAGAUUGGGUGAGUGAUUGUCAUUAUGGCUGAGGACUUACACCUGUGUUUGGAGCUGAUGCCGGCAGAUUUAAGCAGUUCCUUUCAGUUGUGAUGGGGCUCGUCUUCCUUCCUCGUGUUGUGUUUUGUCUCCUUUUCCUUAUUUAAUCCUACUUUAAUAAGUGUAAUUAUUUUUAUUUACUAUGUUCCAACGUGUUAUCUCCUUAUUUGUCGCGGCUUGCAAGCCGGCCGUGACAACUGACAUCCACUGUUGUGAGGACUUGCUUCAUUAGUGAUGUCCAUAUUGCCAUUUCUAUGUUAAUUUCUAUAGUUUCUUAAUUUUCUUUUUGAUUUAUUGCAGGAUCGAGCUAGGGUCUCACGGGUGGAUUGAUCUUCCUCCUUGUGGUGGUGGUUCCUUAUCCUCCAUUUUUCACGAGCUCAUCAAACAACAGUGGUAAGUUAAGUUGGUAUCAUUCAUCAAUCACUGUGAGUAAUGGCUUCUUCUCCUGCUAUUGUUGUUUGCACUGUUUGCCACAUGUACAGUUUAUCAGUCUCUGUCAGCAGCGAGGGAUUCACAUGUGAUUAAUGCAGGGAAAUAGUUAGGCUGACAGAGAAGGUUUUAGAAUUAGAGACACGCAUCCAAACUUUAGUUGAGGAUAGUAAGAAUGUGAGGGCUGUAGAUACUGCUUUGGAUGCGACUAGCUCAGGGAGUCCUGUACAUUGUUCGGUUCCGGUUGAGCCCAUGCAGCAAGGCAACUGGGUGACUGUGAGGCGGGCUAGUCGCGGGUCAAAACACCACUCUUCCGUUCCGAUCAGAACAUCAAACAGGUUCUCCCCACUCAGUGACGCACCCACUGAGAAACCUGAUGAAAGUGUUCUAGUUAUUGGCAAUUCUAUUGUACGGAACGUGAAAAUGGAGACACCAGCCACCAUAGUCCAUUGUUUACCAGGAGCCAGAGCGCCUGACAUCUUGGCAAAUUUAAAAGUGCUGACUAAUGCUAAACGUAAAUUCAGUAAGAUUGUUAUCCACGUCGGCGCUAAUGAUGUUCGACUUCGCCAGUCGGAGAUCACUAAAAAUAAUGUUAAAGAGGUGUGUGAACUUGCAAGUACGAUGUCAGACACUGUAAUAUGCUCUGGUCCGCUCCCUGCUUAUCGUGGUGAUGAGAUUCAUAGCAGACUGUUGUCACUCAAUGGCUGGAUGUCUAAGUGGUGCCCACAAAAUAACAUGGGCUUUAUAGAUAAUUGGAAGAAUUUUUGGGGCAGACCUGACCUGUUGAAAAGAGAUGGUGUUCAUCCCUCCUGGGGUGGUGCCGCUCUUCUCUCUAGAAAUAUCUUAGUUCAUGCGUUUAUGACCUCAAGGUUAGACUAUUGUAAUGCUUUAUUGGGGGGUUGUUCUGCACGCUUUAUCAACAAACUACAGUUGGUCCAAAAUGCAGCAGCUAGAGUCCUUACUAGAACCAGGAAAUAUGACCAUAUUAGCCCGGUUCUGUCAACACUGCACUGGCUCCCUAUCAAACAUCGGAUAGAUUUUAAAAUCUUGUUAAUUACUUAUAAAGCCCUGAAUGGCUUAGCUCCUCAGUACUUGAGCGAGCUCUUAUCACACUAUAGUCCUCCACGUCCACUGCGUUCUCUAAACUGGCCGUUUGAUAAUACCUAGAAUAUCAAAAUCGACUGCGGGCGGUAGAUCCUUUUUCCUAUUUAGCACCCAAACUCUGGAACAAUCUACCUAACACUGUUCGGGAGGCAGACACACUCUGUCAGUUUAAAUCUAGAUUAAAGACCCAUCUCUUUAGCCUGGCUUACAUAUAACACACUAAUACGCUUCUAUUAUUCAAAUCCGUUAAAGGAUUGUAAGGCUGCAUUAGUUAGAUCAACCGGAACCGGGAACACUCCCCAUAACACACGAUGUACUCGUUACAUCGUAAGUAGAAUGGCAUCUACGCUAAUAUUUGUCUGUUUCUUUCCUAUUCUGUUUCUCAGUCCGUAUCCGAUCAGAUGGUGGAUCAGCACCAAGAGAUGAUGUCUACAGCCCUAAUCGUCAGCGGAGACCAGGACACCCAGAUGAGCCCCAGAGACAUAUCCCCAGUGAAGACCUCCAUAGGAUUGGAUGGAGAGAGGAAUCACCCCGACUGAAUGUCUCGCCAGCGGGCACGAUCUCCCAUGGCUAACCUGGAAGACCCUCAACAGACUACGAGUGGAACAGGGGAGGUGCAAAGCACUUAUGAAAACAUGGAACCACCAGACAGACGACACAUGUAGCUGUGGAGCAGUUCAGACAAUGUCCCACCUACUGGAGUGUGAAAACGCCCCCCAGUGCAGCCCCCAGGACCUGGCUGAACCGACCCCAUCAGCUGUGACCUGCGCUAGAUACUGGCAGAACGACAUCUGAAAUUGCAACGGACUCGAAAAGAAGAAGUGAAGACCUCGAUUAAAAUACAAAACUAAAAAUAUAACAAAAUAACAAAAAAUAUAAUAAAAUACCUAACUACAUAAUACUAUUAUUGUUAGAAAUCUCAACAAAAUAAAAAAUAGAAAUAUAAACUUUUGAACUGCGGGUUUCGUCUGGCCAGAGGAGAACUGGCCCCCCGACUGAGCCUGGUUUCUCCCAAGGUUUUUUUUUCUCCAUUCUGUCACAGAGGGAGUUUUGGUUCCUUGCCGCUGUCGCCUCUGGCUUGCUCAGUUGGGGACACUUAAUUUCUAGCGAUUAUCGCCGAUUUGAUUGCACAGAUACUAUUUAAACUAAACUGAGCUAGACAAUGACAUCUCUGAAUUCAAUAAUGAAAUGCCUUUAACUGAAAAUUGAGUGUUUAAUCUUAUCAUUAUACAUUAUACAUUAUCCAAUUUGAUACUGUUAAGUGCUUUGACACAAUCUGUAUUGUUAAAAGCGCUAUAUAAAUGAAGGUGAAUUGACUUGA
Molecule: messenger RNA, 7321 nt
Organism: Onychostoma macrolepis
Lineage: Eukaryota; Metazoa; Chordata; Actinopteri; Cypriniformes; Cyprinidae
Gene: cmah
Product: cytidine monophospho-N-acetylneuraminic acid hydroxylase
Exons: 17
Coding region: 93-1982 (629 amino acids)
Molecular function (GO): 2 iron, 2 sulfur cluster binding
Source: RefSeq, a predicted model, not a curated record